AUGGAAAGGCAUAGCUUUUGUAGCGGCAAUAACACCAACACCAACAAUACCAAAGACAAGCAGCAAUGGAGAGCCGAAGAAGCCACAGCUGGCAACGCUGAAGCUCUCCAAGCUCUCAGAGAACUCAUCAUCUACCCUCUUCUUUAUUCGCCUAAAGCCCAAAAGCUCCGUCUCAAAUGGCCUCGAGGUUUACUUCUCUACGGUCCACCGGGCACCGGAAAGACAAGCUUGGUACGAUCAGUAGUUCGGGAAUGUGGUGCACAUUUAACUGUCAUCCGUUCGCAUGCUGGAACAAGUGUGAAAUUUUUACAGGAGGCUUUCUCAGAGGCUUCAUCGCAUGCAUUGCCAGGCAAGCCGUCACCAGUCAUCUUUAUAGAUGAAAUAGACGUACUCUGUCCUCGCCGUGAUUCUAGAAGUGCAAAAGAUCGCCUAGCAUGUGAACUCAUUAGGCUGAUGGACUCCAACACAUCCUCAUGCGUAUCACAAGUUGUUUUUGUUGCAUGCACUAACAGAGUUGAAUCAAUUCAUCCAGCACUAAGAAGGCAUGGGCGUCUUGAUUUUGAAAUUGAAGUUACUACACCUACUGAAGAAGAACGCUUUCAAAUUCUCAAGCUCUACACGAGGAAGCUUCCUUUGGAUUCCAACAUUAAUCUACAAGCCUUAGCUGCAUCUUCUAAUGGAUAUGUUGGGGCUGACCUUCAAGAUUUAUGUCGUGAGUCUACUCGCUUUGCAAAGAAAAGGAGCUCAGAUGCAAAUGAAGAUGCUGGUGUGUUUAGCGUAACAACAGAAGACUUUAUGCAUGUAAGAUCUGAGGGUAAUCGAAGUAUAACAAGAGGUGUUACGGUGGAAAUCCCCGAAUUGAAGUGGGAAGAUAUAGGAGGAUUAAAAGAUGUGAAGGAAACCCUCAAGGAAGCUCUUGAGGGGCCUCUUACAUAUGCUACACAGCAGAAAAGGCUGGGAAUAUCACCCAUGGGUGGAAUUCUUCUCUAUGGUCCUCCAGGAUGCUCAAAAACCACCCUUGCUAAAGCUGCUGCACAUGCUACCCAAGCUUGUUUUUUUUCUUUGAGUGGUGCGGAUUUGUUUUCAAAGUAUGUUGGAGAGGGUGAAGCCUUACUGCGCAAUACCUUUCGGAUUGCUCGCCUUACAGCACCAAGCAUAAUAUUCUUUGAUGAGGUGGAUAUUAUUGGUAAUAAAAGAGGUGACAGUUCAAGCAACAACAGUACCGUUGGAGAAAGGAUUCUGUCUACUUUGCUGAAUGAAAUGGAUGGUUUAGUAGAGGCCAAGGGAGUCUUUGUUUUGGCUGCUACGAAUCGUCUUUCUGCAGUGGAUCCUGCAUUACUUCGCCCAGGACGCUUUGAUUUGGAGCUCUUUGUACCACCACCAGAUGUAGAAGGUCGAUACGAGAUACUUCAGGUACUUACACGUAAGAUGAGUGUAGCAGAUGAUGUUGAUCUCAAACAAAUAGCAACAGAUACUGAGCACUUCACAGGAGCCGAGCUGAAGCUGCUAUGCAAGGAAGCUGUAAUUUCGGCUAUGAGAGAAGACAUGGAUGCCCCAUUUGUGUGCAAUCGCCAUUUCCAGACUGCAAAAGUUUCUGUAAAGCUAAGAUUAACCAAAAUCAAGCUUGAUUCAUAUUCUUCGACAUCAACUGCAGAACGAAACACCUUCAGUCUUUUUCCUCUAACUCAAAAACUCAAUGAGUUAGGGUAUAUGUGCUAUUAG
Molecule: messenger RNA, 1722 nt
Organism: Prunus mume (Japanese apricot)
Lineage: Eukaryota; Viridiplantae; Streptophyta; Magnoliopsida; Rosales; Rosaceae
Source: RefSeq, a predicted model, not a curated record